UACACAAUGCUUUCAAUACACAGAAGGAAUUAUACAAACUAGUUUCUUUUUAUAAAAAUAUAUUGUAUAUGAUAUAAAGUGGAAAGUUUUCUAGAACGCAGUUAAUCUGUUACAAUGAGGCUUGUAUGGUACUCGUGUCUUGCCCUUUUCGGUUUGAUUACAGCUAAAAAAUUUGGUUGUGACAAGAAUCUGGAUCCUGCCGAUGAUCCGAAAAAUAUCGAAAGACCUUGUCCGAACUUCGACUUAGACUGUAUUCGAGAAUAUUUCUCUAGUAAUUCAAAAUGUCAAAUAGCACGGGAGCCAGUACCGGAUCCACUGCUUCUCAACCAUUACAGAUUAAACAUAGCAAAUUCUAAUAUAACUAUGGAACUCAAUAAUGUAGAAGUCGGAGGUCUUAAUGGAAAUAUUGUUGAGUUUUAUAUAAACAAAGAAACUCAGAAACUGGUAUUGGUAAUAGAAGUGGACUCUGUAAGAUUGGAAUCGAUACAAGUAACAUUCAAGUACAAUAGAAAGGCUAAAGAGCCCAUUGUGAGAAGUGAUAAUGCCACGUGUGAUUACGGACCUAUGAGUUUUACUGUCGUGUUUCCGAGCAUCUGCGAUCUUGAUUUGAACAACGCCGAAGUUUUCACGUACGUUGAGGAUUGUAACACGAAAUAUACAAUGGGAAUAGGUCUAUAUUCCAGUUUGGAUCGUGUAGCCGAAAGAGAGUAUCAGAAACUGAUAGCUUCUAUGCCAGGUGCCGUUCUAGAAAGUUUUAUCACGGAAGGAAAAAUUUUCAUGGACCAUUACAUACAAUACAAUAUCUGCAACUUUGGAUUAGAAUUAGGCUGUGAAUAAAUUAACAAUUUAUACAUUAAUUGAAUGAAAUCUACUGUUACGGUUUAAUCUCGCG
Molecule: messenger RNA, 892 nt
Organism: Bombyx mandarina (wild silkworm)
Lineage: Eukaryota; Metazoa; Arthropoda; Insecta; Lepidoptera; Bombycidae
Cellular component (GO): extracellular region
Molecular function (GO): structural molecule activity
Source: RefSeq, a predicted model, not a curated record